AUGACUCAACAUUUCAGAGCAGAAGUGCUAAAGAGAGUCAGAGGAACUUACAGCAAUCAGCGUUUGCAGGGUCUGAUGUCGUACUUCACUGUGAACUGUAAUGUCAUCUGUGGAUCUGAGUAUACUGCUGAAACCAAGCGUGCCAUGUCUCAGUUGAAUGAGAAGGAAACUCCGUUCGAGCUGAUCGAGGCUUUGCUGAAGUACAUUGAAACGCUGGAAGUACCAGGGGCUGUGCUAGUCUACCUGCCAGGCUGGAACCUCAUCUAUUCCAUGCAGAAACACCUGGAGAUGAACCCACACUUUGGUGGUCAUCAAUACCGAAUCCUGCCCCUUCACUCUCAGAUCCCCAGGGAAAAACAGAGACGAGUGUUUGAGCCCACUCCUGAGGGUGUGACUAAGGUAAUUUUGUCCACCAACAUCGCUGAGACCAGCAUUACUAUCAACGAUGUGGUCUUUGUCGUCGACUCCUGCAAGUAA
Sinocyclocheilus rhinocerous is the source of this 477-nucleotide messenger RNA. RefSeq names its product ATP-dependent RNA helicase A-like. The record is from RefSeq and is a predicted model, not a curated record. Gene Ontology annotation, biological process: regulation of mRNA processing; positive regulation of transcription by RNA polymerase II. Gene Ontology annotation, cellular component: intracellular anatomical structure; ribonucleoprotein complex; nucleolus. Gene Ontology annotation, molecular function: RNA helicase activity; ATP hydrolysis activity; 3'-5' DNA helicase activity. The transcript is spliced from 4 exons. NCBI's taxonomy places the organism in Eukaryota, Metazoa, Chordata, Actinopteri, Cypriniformes, Cyprinidae. Bases 1 to 477 code for a protein of 158 amino acids.